UAUGAUUUCAAGUUCAAGUUCAAAUGCAUUCAAAUGCACUGACAUUCUCUGUUGCACUUUGCUACCAACGCCUUCCAACGACAGAGCGGGGUUCAUAGAUAAGACUUCGGAGUUUAGUCCGAGUACCAGACCUCAUGAACAUAAACUCUCGACAUUUAAGGCGCGAUUCCUAAGAUAGUACUUUAAACCAAGACAAUUCUCCGCCAUGUCGACAUCUACAACAACAACGCAGCAAGAGCAGUCCGUUCGCGUGACCAACGAAGAUCAACUACCUCCGCUACCUCCAGCGGCAAACGAUGCAUCGUUCCAGGGUCUGGCUCGUGGAGGCCGAAACGGCACUCUGAAACUCCGUGGCAUUCCCACAUUCUCAGACCUGACUGAAAAACGGAAGUGGAUGAAGGAGCACAUGGCUGCUGCAUUCCGGUACUUUGGCAAGCUAGGGUAUGGGGAGGGUGUCUCCGGGCACAUUUCGAUGCGAGACCCGAUCCUUAAGGACCAUUUCUGGAUGAACCCGUUCGCCAGGCAUUUCUCGACUAUCAAGGCUUCGGAUCUCGUUCUUCUGGAUGCUGAUGGGUUCGUCGUCGACGGCGGAGCUCAGCUGCCUGUUAAUGAAGCUGGGUUCCUGAUUCAUUCUGAGAUCCACAAAGCACGCCCGGAUGUUGUGGCUGCGGCGCACACACAUGGUAUUCAUGGAAAGACGUGGAGUUCAUUUGGAAAGCCAAUUGAGAUGCUUACACAAGACGCAUGCAACUUCUUUGGCAGAGUUGGUGUUUACGAAGACCAUGGCGGCAUUGUUCUGUCGGCAGAGGAAGGAAAGGCGAUUGCAAGGGCAUUGGGCAAUCAAAACAUUGCAUGUAUCUUGCAAAACCAUGGCCUCCUAACUGUCGGUCGGACUGUUGAUGAAGCAGCGAUCCUCUACUCUAUGCUGGAGAAUGCUUGCCAGUCACAGCUUCUUGCUGAAGCAGCAGCAGCCAAUGGUCUUCCAAAGAAGAUUAUCAAGGAUGAUGCGGCCAAGUUCACUGCCGAUGCUGCCCAGAAUCCUCAUAACUUCUAUACUGAGUUCCAGCCUGAGUUUGAUUUGCUCGUUGAAGAGACAAACGGAAGAUUUCUUCUGUAAAGUGUGAACAAUAUAUAUGACAGUUUCUGAUUCGGUUCAAAGCUUUUCUGAAUGUGUAGCAUAUGCAUUCUCCAUGGUAUAAGACAAUAAUAAGCACUCAAACUGGAGGAUAGUAUUCAAAACCACGUUCCACUCUACGAGACAGUCGCGAAGGAGACGAUUUCAAAGGGCAGUAUUGUAACAUAGGAAGUCGAAAGAGCAAAUCAUCAAC
Penicillium samsonianum is the source of this 1328-nucleotide messenger RNA. Its product is annotated as class II aldolase/adducin domain protein. Bases 206 to 1117 code for a protein of 303 amino acids. NCBI's taxonomy places the organism in Eukaryota, Fungi, Ascomycota, Eurotiomycetes, Eurotiales, Aspergillaceae. Gene Ontology annotation, molecular function: actin filament binding. The record is from RefSeq and is a predicted model, not a curated record. The transcript has 5 exons. Gene Ontology annotation, cellular component: cytoskeleton.